AAGAGAAGAGAUUAGGCCAAAGCUAUAAUAAGGAAUUGUGUAGAAGAGAAUUUACGAAGGCAAAAGUGUGAAAACUGCCGAGAGAGAUUGAUAACGCAGAUCAAUGGAUUCCAAGGUCGGAGGCAUAUUUGAAUCCAUCGGAAACUUCUUCGGCGGCGGCGACCAGAUCCCUUGGUGUGACCGUGACGUCAUCGCUGGAUGCGAGCGAGAAGUCGCGGAGGCUAGCAACGGGGACAAUGAGGAGAGGAAGAACGAAAGCAUAAUGAGGUUGUCGUGGGCUCUUGUUCAUUCAAGGCAAAAAGAAGAUGUUCAGCGCGGGAUAGCCAUGCUUGAAACUUCUUUGGGCAAUACUAAAAGUCCUUUGCAUCAAAGAGAGAAGCUUUAUCUUCUGGCUGUUGGAUAUUACAGGAGUAACGAUUAUGGUAGGAGUCGGCAACUUUUGGGGCAAUGCCUAGAGAUUGCACCUGAUUGGAGGCAGGCACUGUCCCUCAAGAAAGUAGUUGAAGAUCGAAUUGCUAAAGAUGGUGUUAUAGGAAUUGGCAUCACUGCAACUGCUGUGGGACUCAUAGUUGGUGGCCUUGCUGCAGCAUUGGCCCGGAAGAAUUGAGCAUAUUUUGGCUUCUUUGUUCAUUUUAUGUGCUGCAGAACAUGUUCAAAGUCAAUGACAAACAAGCGUCUACUAUGUACUGACAAAUACCGCUUUUUAACAUCCUAGUUU
Messenger RNA from Arachis duranensis, 718 nucleotides. RefSeq names its product mitochondrial fission 1 protein A. The coding region runs from base 104 to 607 and encodes 167 amino acids. Lineage: Eukaryota; Viridiplantae; Streptophyta; Magnoliopsida; Fabales; Fabaceae. The record is from RefSeq and is a predicted model, not a curated record. The transcript is spliced from 5 exons. Gene Ontology annotation, biological process: mitochondrial fission; peroxisome fission; autophagy of mitochondrion. Gene Ontology annotation, molecular function: protein binding. Gene Ontology annotation, cellular component: peroxisomal membrane; mitochondrial outer membrane.